UCAUUCUGUUAUGUUUUAGUUCUGCUAGUAUGAGUAUGAUGUGAAAGUAGUUUUAUUAUCUAUCCAUUAGAACUAACAAACUUUUUUUGUUUCUAUAGUAAAAGUAGAUUUUAGUUAAAAUGUUGAAAUUUAUAAAUAGUUACAUCAAUUUCAAAUCGUAUUCUGUUUUUGCCAAAAUGGUAAAAAACAGAUCAACGAAUAUUGUUUCUACUACAUUAGAUCCGAAAGUCAAGAAAAUUAGAAAGAAACUAUUAUACAAUGAUUAUCUUUUAAACAAUACACUUAAUUAUAGAUAUAAAAAAACUCGUACAAUAUUAAAAAGUAUUCGGUAUAAAAUUUUGAAAAAAAAAUUUAAUGAAGAGAAAAUAACGUCUGCUACCAGUAUUUUAGCUAAUACUCAUGACAAUGAUCAUGAAAAUUCAAAACUACAAAAUACUAACAGUAUAAAUAUUAAUGAUGAUAGUGCGACUAUUAAAACAGGAAAAAAUUAUCUUUGCACACACACAAGCAUGUUUCAUAAUAAUAAACAUGAUGUUGAAUGCAAUAAAACCAAAGUGUCAGUUACUUCGAGUGCAAAAAUAAAUUCUGAACAAUUGAUUUCUAAAACAUUAUUACAUAAAAAUUACUUAGAUGUAAUAAAUAUGAAGUUUGAAAGUGAUAAGCCGAAAAAAAUAUCUUGGAUGAGUGAUUAUGAAAUUUAUAAUGACGCAGUACAAAAUUCCUCUAAUUUGAUAUAUGGAACUCCUGAUCCAGAUUCUAGCAUAACAUCAGUUAAAUGUGGUGGAUGUGGAGCAUUAUUACAUUGUAAGGAUAUACAAAUGCCAGGUUAUUUGCCUUCUGAGUUAAUAAUUGGUAAAAGUAAUCAAGAAUUACAAGGAGUUAAAUGUCAAAGAUGUCAUUUUAUUACUAAUUAUGACACAUGCAUUGAUCUGAAAAUGUCAACAAGCGAGAGUAAUGAUGUUAUGAGCCAGUUAAAAUCGAAUGGAAAUUCUACAGCUAUCAUUUUAAUAGAUCUUACCAAUUUUCCUUGUGAAGUGUGGCCUUAUUUAUCUUUCAUUUUAGGAAAUCAAACUACUGUUUUUAUUGUAGGUAACAAAAUAGAUCUGUUACCUCCAGAUUCUUCUAAAUUUAUUGAAAAUGUCAAAGAUUGUCUCACAGAAUCUAUAGUGAAAGCUGGUAUUUUAAAGAAUAAUAUCAAACAUGUUGGUUUAAUAUCAGCCAAAACUGGAUAUGGCAUUGAACAGCUUAUUAACAAAAUACACAAGUUUUGGAAUCGGAAAGGUGAUAUAUACUUAGUUGGAUGUGCUAAUACUGGAAAAUCUACACUUUUCAAUAUGCUCUUACAAUCAGAUUUAUGUCAAUCACAAGCAGCAAACUCAAUUCAACAUGCAACAACUUCAUUGUGGCCAGGCACAACUUUAAAUUUACUUAAAUUUCCGAUUUUAAAGCCCAAUCAAGCUCGACUUUAUAAGAGAUUGCAAAGACUCAAAACUGAGACAAAAAUAGCACACAUGGAAAAUUAUAAUAAUAUUCAGGAAUUCAAAGAAACUAAAAACAUUGAGUUAUUAGCUCUUCAAGGUCGCGUCAAUCAUACAUUUAAAAGAGAAAACAAACUGCAUACAGCUAUUUCAAAAUCAAAUAAAAACAGCUCAUAUGUACGAGAAUCAGUAGAUUUGAAACUAGACGAAAAUUCUCCUGAUUACAAAAAUAUUAAAUGGUUUUAUGAUACACCUGGAAUUAUUCAAUCAGAUCUUAUAUCAAAUUUUUUAACAUCAGAUGAAUUAGCCUUAACUUUACCCAGUAAAAUUAUAUCCCCUAGAACGUUUUGUUUAUGGCCUGGCCACACUGUUUUUAUUGCUGGAUUAGGAAGAUUGGAUAUAUUAUCAGCACCAAGUUUUGUGAGGUGUACUAUAUUUUCAAAUAUAAAACUUCCAAUUACUGUCUGUAAAAUGAAAAAUGCUGACUAUGUUUAUGAAGAAUUAUUGAAUUCUGAAGCUUUCUGUGUUCCUGUCAACAAUCCUUCAAGAUUAGAAAAUUGGCCAAAAUUAAAUUUCAAAGAAAUAGAAGUAAUUGGAAUUGGAGAAAAAGAAUCAGCUGCUGAUGUUGUACUAUCAAAUGCUGGUUGGAUAGCAAUUACUGCUAAAGAAAAUGAGAAUAUUAUGAUGCGCUCUUGGACUCCAGGAGGAUUAGGAAUUUACACAAGAAUUCCAGCUUUAUUACCAUAUUCUGUUAAUUUACGUGGUUCUCGACUGAUAGGAACGCCUGCUUACAGACUUGGAAGACAGGUGUAUAUUUCUAGAAGAAAAUAAAAAAAUAUAAGUAUAUAAGGCAAAUUGUUAUUGGGAGUAAUAUUUAUCCCAGAUGAAAAUAUAUCAAAAGAUUUUUCCCGAAAUCCUACAUUACAACUCAGUUAAUAACAACAGGGAAGCAUGCCAUUCAUACUAAAUCUGAGCA
Trichogramma pretiosum is the source of this 2454-nucleotide messenger RNA. Its product is annotated as nitric oxide-associated protein 1. Gene Ontology annotation, molecular function: GTP binding. NCBI's taxonomy places the organism in Eukaryota, Metazoa, Arthropoda, Insecta, Hymenoptera, Trichogrammatidae. The coding region runs from base 120 to 2309 and encodes 729 amino acids. The record is from RefSeq and is a predicted model, not a curated record. The transcript is spliced from 5 exons.